Wasmannia auropunctata (little fire ant) is the source of this 1474-nucleotide messenger RNA. RefSeq names its product COP9 signalosome complex subunit 5 (gene CSN5). The record is from RefSeq and is a predicted model, not a curated record. Gene Ontology annotation, biological process: protein deneddylation. The transcript is spliced from 5 exons. NCBI's taxonomy places the organism in Eukaryota, Metazoa, Arthropoda, Insecta, Hymenoptera, Formicidae. Gene Ontology annotation, molecular function: deNEDDylase activity; metallopeptidase activity; protein binding. Bases 210 to 1247 code for a protein of 345 amino acids. Gene Ontology annotation, cellular component: cytoplasm; COP9 signalosome.
AUCGAUGUACCGUUUAUGCAUGCCAUUGUGUGUAUUUAUACGAGCGAGAGAGACUAACCUCACUAACCAUCCCCGAUCGGAGAUAGGUUGAGACAAAGCAGCGAGUAAUAAUCACUAUUUGUCCAAGUUAUGUCUAAGUGAUCGGCGAUAAUUGAGAUCAAGCGAUACAAUUAAUCAGCGUCCAGUGCUUUUGCUUUACGUCUGGCAGAAUGGCUGGCCCUUCCUCUGAUCAGAGUAGCAUCGCCCAGAAGACGUGGGAGCUGUCAAAUUGCAUCGAAACCAUCAGCACCAUGGAUGAGAUUUACAGAUACGACAAGAAGGAGCAACAGGAUAUAUUAACUGCCAAACCAUGGGAGAAAGAUCCCCAUUUCUUCAAGGACAUAAAGAUAUCCGCGUUAGCUCUGUUAAAAAUGGUUAUGCACGCACGAUCCGGCGGCACGCUGGAGGUAAUGGGCCUCCUGCUUGGUAAGGUAGCGGCGAACACGAUGAUCGUAAUGGAUUCCUUUGCAUUGCCAGUCGAAGGGACCGAAACCAGAGUGAACGCUCAAGCUCAAGCCUACGAGUACAUGACGGCGUACAUAGAAGCAGCCAAGCAGGUCGGUAGGUUAGAGAAUGCAAUCGGAUGGUACCACAGUCAUCCCGGAUACGGCUGCUGGUUGUCUGGCAUUGACGUGUCCACACAGAUGCUCAAUCAAAAUUUCCAGGAGCCAUUUGUUGCGAUUGUCAUCGAUCCCGUGAGAACCAUCUCCGCCGGCAAAGUUUGCCUUGGCGCGUUCAGAACUUAUCCCAAGGGAUAUAAACCUGCGAACGAGGAGCCGUCGGAAUACCAGACGAUACCACUGAACAAGAUCGAGGACUUUGGCGUUCAUUGCAAGCAAUAUUACUCCUUGGAGGUGUCCUACUUCAAAUCCGCGUUGGACAGACGGCUGCUCGACUCGUUGUGGAAUAAAUACUGGGUGAACACCCUGAGCUCUUCCAGCCUGUUAACGAACGCGGACUACACCACCGGCCAGAUAUUCGAUCUGUCGGACAAAUUGGAGCACUCGGAAUCGGCGCUGGGCAGAGGAUUCGUCCUGGGCGGCACGGAUCCCCACGAUCGCAGUACAGUGGAAAAGCUCAUAAAAGCGACCAGGGACAGUUGUAAGACCACCAUCGAAGUUAUUCACGGUUUAAUGGCGCAAAUUAUCAAGGACCGUCUGUUCAAUCACGUCGGUGGUAACGCGUCUUGUGAUCCUCAGCAAAAAUAAUAAGAUUCAGCAUAAUGUGUGUGAUAAUAAGUCUGCUAAUGAAAAGUGUGUAUUUGUAAUAAAGAUAUGUACCCUCGUUUAAAGUCAAGAUCUGUGGAGCGAUUUACUUUGCGACUCGGAAUUUGAAUUUCCUUAUCGAAACUGCUUUUACUUGGAAAACUUGGUUUAAGAUCGAGAAUUAAAAUUCAAAGAACAAAAUAUCAAUUGUUACAUUCGAGAGAAUGAAA